This is a messenger RNA of Pocillopora damicornis (cauliflower coral), 729 nucleotides long. RefSeq lists its product as uncharacterized. The record is from RefSeq and is a predicted model, not a curated record. Lineage: Eukaryota; Metazoa; Cnidaria; Anthozoa; Scleractinia; Pocilloporidae.
UUAAGGGCCUUAAAACGCUCAGAAAACGAAGGCCCUGGUGUCCCUAUACAGCCUCCAGUGAACCAACCUAGGGCAGGACGGAUCGACAAAACCUACCUGAAAACUGCACUGAGAAUCUCGAGAGAUUUGGAGUUUUUCUUCUUGUUAAUCGCCUGGCCAUGUGGUGUUGUUUACUCUAACCGUACUUUCGAUUUGGAUGGUCGAGCAACGUUCUUCGCAGGAGUCUCCACAUUUUGUUGGGUAAUGGUGAUAGUCCUCCAAAUUGUGUUAAUGCUUGGCAUCCACAAAGACCGGCGAUACUUGAGGACACCAUCAUAUUCCACACUGAUAGUGACUGUACAAGUCCUCAUGACCAUACUUCUCAUCGCUAGUACUACAAGCCUGAUUAUGGUCGGUGUCGACUUGUUUAAAGCUGACAAAGCUUACCGUGAUAAAUACGGUGAAGGCAGACCUGGUGACCACUUAAACAAUAUACUGCUCGGUUCCGCCUUUUUUUGUGAUUCGUUGACCUGUUUGAGUUUCUUGGAAGACAUCCCACAAGACACAAGAAUGUACAGAUUGCAAAGAGCAAAGGAAAUUGCUGAGGCUGAUGAUUCCCAGUAGCCUCUUAACUGAACUUCAACUGCGGCAGCCUGGAUCAGCGACAACGCUGCCAGUUUACUAAAUUUGUAGAAGACAGCUUUGUUUGAAAGCGCGUCCUUAGCUUUGAUUGAUUUUUGUUGGUUAGCU